This is a messenger RNA of Melopsittacus undulatus (budgerigar), 5125 nucleotides long. It is a transcript of the gene PAFAH1B1, whose product is annotated as platelet activating factor acetylhydrolase 1b regulatory subunit 1. The transcript is spliced from 11 exons. Gene Ontology annotation, biological process: brain morphogenesis; vesicle transport along microtubule; microtubule organizing center organization. The record is from RefSeq and is a predicted model, not a curated record. Gene Ontology annotation, molecular function: microtubule plus-end binding; dynein complex binding. Gene Ontology annotation, cellular component: nuclear envelope; microtubule associated complex; neuronal cell body. Bases 350 to 1582 code for a protein of 410 amino acids. Lineage: Eukaryota; Metazoa; Chordata; Aves; Psittaciformes; Psittaculidae.
GGCGGCCGGGGCGGCACUGCCAGAGCGCCGAGAGGAGCCGGGCGAGCGGAGCGCGGCUGCGGGAGCCCCGGGAGCCCUCUCCGUGCCCCGCACUGCCCUGCCCGCCGCGCCGGUGAACGGGAGAGGCGGGCGGCGCCGGCCCCACGGAGCAGAGCGCAGCGGCGGCUCGGAUGGAUUGAAUCUUCUGUGUUGAAUGCCUCCGGAUUUCCUGUCGGGUUUCACAUCUGGAAAACUACUUUGAUUUAAGCCACUCUGUGGCAGACUGAAUUGUGGAUCCAGGGUUCCCGAGACUUCAGCUCUCAAGGAGACAGCCGCUGCUGAAUCACGUUAACCUGUCAUCGCAGCCACAAUGGUGCUGUCACAAAGGCAACGAGAUGAACUAAAUCGAGCAAUAGCAGACUACCUUCGUUCCAAUGGCUAUGAAGAGGCAUAUUCGGUUUUCAAGAAGGAGGCUGAGUUAGAUGUGAAUGAAGAGCUAGAUAAGAAGUAUGCUGGGCUUCUGGAAAAAAAAUGGACAUCUGUUAUAAGAUUACAAAAGAAGGUAAUGGAACUAGAAUCGAAGCUGAAUGAAGCUAAGGAAGAAUUUACAUCAGGUGGACCUCUUGGUCAGAAACGAGACCCUAAAGAGUGGAUUCCUCGUCCUCCAGAGAAGUAUGCAUUGAGUGGACACAGGAGUCCUGUCACUCGAGUAAUUUUCCAUCCAGUUUUCAGUGUUAUGGUCUCUGCUUCAGAGGAUGCCACAAUAAAGGUGUGGGAUUAUGAGACAGGAGACUUUGAACGAACCCUUAAGGGCCAUACAGACUCUGUGCAAGAUAUUUCCUUUGACCACACUGGCAAACUAUUGGCCUCCUGUUCUGCUGAUAUGACCAUUAAGCUAUGGGAUUUCCAGGGCUUUGAGUGCAUCAGAACUAUGCAUGGUCAUGAUCAUAAUGUUUCUUCAGUAGCCAUCAUGCCCAAUGGAGAUCAUAUAGUUUCUGCCUCAAGGGAUAAAACCAUCAAAAUGUGGGAAGUCCAAACAGGUUACUGUGUGAAGACUUUCACGGGUCACAGAGAAUGGGUGCGCAUGGUGCGGCCUAACCAGGAUGGCACCUUAAUUGCCAGUUGUUCCAAUGACCAGACAGUGCGUGUUUGGGUGGUAGCGACAAAGGAAUGCAAAGCGGAGCUCCGAGAGCACGAGCAUGUGGUAGAAUGCAUCUCCUGGGCUCCCGAGAGCUCAUACUCCACCAUAUCAGAAGCUACGGGAUCAGAGACUAAGAAGAGUGGCAAGCCUGGGCCUUUUCUGCUGUCUGGAUCCAGAGACAAGACCAUUAAGAUGUGGGAUAUUAGCAGUGGCAUGUGCCUUAUGACACUUGUGGGCCAUGAUAACUGGGUACGUGGCGUUCUGUUCCAUUCGGGGGGCAAGUUUAUUUUGAGCUGUGCUGAUGACAAGACUCUCCGUGUGUGGGACUUCAAGAACAAGCGAUGCAUGAAAACCCUCAAUGCGCACGAACACUUUGUUACCUCUUUGGAUUUCCACAAGACGGCACCAUAUGUGGUUACUGGAAGUGUAGAUCAAACAGUAAAAGUGUGGGAGUGCCGUUGAUUGAUUCACAUUGACCCCCUUUUCCUCUGGAUGCACUCAGAUACCAUGGUUACCCAUUGAGCUCUGUUUAAAUAAAUAUUGUCCUUUCAUGUAAAUUAUUCUGGAUGUAGAUUGAGCUUAUUAAAUGUUACACACAAAGUAUUCAUGCAUGGUGAAUCCAAAUUGUAUACUGUAAAUUUACAUACGUUGUCUAGAAGUACCAUAGGUUUAAGAACAUGGGCUGGCAUUGGUCACAUCAGACCUAAGAAGGCAGAAGUUGGAUAAUUGGAAUAGGGCACUUAACUGAAUAGUUGACAGUGUCGUUCUAUGUCGGAUAAUUAUACCUGUUUUUCUUUCUGCUGUCUGUUGGUGCCUGAAUUGGUGACCUCAUUUGGGAAAAGUUUUGUAGGGCUCUUUCAGAAAUGUGUAUCUAUGUAACAUCACUUAAGUGUGCUUAAUAAAUCUUCUCUAAGAAUACUAGAUAAGGCUGCAAUUCAGAAUCUUCUGAACCUUAUAUGUAAUUAAUGGAAAUUAAUUAAACUCUGGAAUAUUUGUCAUGAAACAUUUGCCAAAUCAACAGAAUACACUCGUUUUGGCCUCCUAUCACGCAAGGGUUGGUAUAUUUAUAUGACUAACUGUAAACCUGAAAGAAGACAACAAAUCUUAGUAGCAGCUGAUGUGAUAAAUGUAUUUAUUUUUUAUUUGGUCAUUCAAUGGUUAAGCUGUGCUGUUAAACUAAGUUUAAAUGGUUUUUUUGUUGUUUUUUUUUAAUGCUAGACGAACUUCCAGGAGGAGUUGUCCAUCCCACUAGAAUUUAGUGAUCCAGUUUCCCAUAGAGCUGCCAUGGUACAACUUGCUGUUUGCUUUCAAUGUUUGUUAGAGAUGUGCAAUUGCUCUUACACAACAGGAUCAGAGUACACUUUCCUCUUACUCACUUGCAGGAGGUUGGGGUAUACAGAGGUUUCUUGUUUCUUUAGUGCCUCCUUGGAAACCCUUUUGAAACUGAGGUUAUACUUACCUUAACAAGACAAUGUGGCUUGAACAAAAAUGUGCUGUGGUUUGCAUCUUGAGAAAUACCUGGGGAUACAGUAUUGAAAUGCUUUAGAGAAAGCACUGACUACCCUCUGAACCAGAUUGUAAUGGCAGAUACAGAUGGAUGCAGGCCUUGCAAAGAAAAACCAAACACCAUGAACAAAACAGAGUCCAUCUGUGGGAACUAUGCUAUCAAGUAAUUGUUUACAACCAAACCCAAAUCCUAUCAGCAAAACCACCCCAGCUUGGUUCUUGGUAUUGGUGGUGUUUGGUGCCUACAGCUUUUAAUUUGCAAAUCCCUAAAGUUGCAUAUUUUGAUCUGAAGUGAAUUAAAGUAUUAUAAAUAUUUUAAUCAGCAUUUUGUGGCAGAUUCCAUUACAGAUAACCAAGAAUGACAAUACUCACCAAACUAACCAGCUCCUUUUAGGAAUCCACUUACAGUUGGCAGUAAAUGAAGUACCAGUCUGCUGUUUUAACAGGUGAAUUCAUGCUUUGUUUUAUUCCUUUUGUUUAAUACAUGGCUUUUAAAACUGUCCCUUUCAACCGAGAGCCCCUGCUCCAUGGCUGAGGGUGUUCACACUGGGCCCAUGCGGCUCCUUCCCUCCUGCCACCAGACAUGGAUCCGAUUCCAUCCUGUGGGGUGGAGGGACAGCAGCCCUGAGUCCUGGUGCAGACUCACUUGGGAAGGGGUGGAGGAGACUGAGUCUGAUGGGGGGCUUUGUGAGCCAGGUUAAGAUUGAGGCUGAUCUCAAGUCCAGUGGGUUCUGUCACUUUCGGUGUGUGUUUCUGCAGUUGAGCAUGCACAAAUAAAGUGGGUUUUGUUCAGUAGCUGCUUGGACUGGAAACAUUUGCUGCUUCUUGUCCUACUUGAGAAUUCCAGAUGCACAGGUUAAGAUUCCUCAGCGCAUCCACAGCUGUCAAGUAAUAGAUCUGUUUAAUUCCUGAUAGGACCCGUCAGCUUUGUUUAAGUAUAGAGUCAAACAGGCUCAUGUACAUAAUUCAUAAACAUGAAUGAGAAAUUAAAGGUACCUAUUAAGUGGAAGUUGUCUACUGCAGUUUUUCCCUUUAGCAUCCCAGUAGUUCCAAGGACAAACGAGUAAAGUGAAGUCAUGUAAGCAGCAUUCAAUUGCUUGUGUGAAACACUGCUGAGUACUUCUGUUUGUAACCCUCUCCUUUGGUAAGCAGUGAAUAAUCUCAGGGACGAGAUCACCAGGUAGAGCCCUGCUGGAGGAAUAGCGGGAGCUGCGCACAGGAGCGGGCUGGUGAGGGGCUCCUCAGCGUGCCCCGUGCUGUGCUGAGCUUCCCACUGUCCAUGUUGCUGUCAGCUCACCCUGUGCCUUUCCUGCGGUGAGGAGGUUACUGGUUUGGAUUAGAGUUUGUGAGAGGCUGUAAGAGGUUCACUGCUGCUUUGUCACUUUCCUGACUAAAAUUGGCUUACAAAUACCUACCUAGAGGCUGUGUUACCAGAUAACGUGGACUUUUUGGCUUAAACCCAGACAGACAUUCCAGUGCCACACGAACAGAGCGUGCCCAGGAAGUCUUAGAUGCGAUGGUGGUUCAGGCGCAGUCUGGCAGUUGGUGUUUUCCAGCAUCUUGCACUUUAGGAGAUUUCAAACGAACCGUCCUGCUUUUGUGUGUGGUGUGACCAAUGAUGUGCCCGGGCACUAAGGAAAAGAGAAAACCCUAGUUGCUAGCGAGUUGUGCAGGGGCUGUGGAGCACUGUAGUGGUGUGGAAGCUUUGGCUAUAGACUCACGGAGCCCAGCCUGCUGACCCUGUCGUACCCCGCUUCUCCUGUCUGCCUCCUCCUGUUUUAUGUGAACUGCCUGCUGAUACCACUCUUAAAUAGCUUCGGGCUUGCACGGAAGCUGUUUAAAAGGAAAAGCUUAUACUUUGUUUUUGUAGACAGUGGUGGCUUGAUAAUCCUUUUAAUGGUUUGAUAUUAAACACUGAGCUGAGUGAAGGAGAAACGCACUUGGGAUGAGUUCUUUGCUAUCCAGCUGUACAUACAGUCCAGUGUAUUUAAAGUCAAAACCCAGAGUCUUUUAGCAAGAGUAUGUGCAUAAAGUGGUAGGGCUGAACGUGUCGGGAGCGGGAAGGGUCGAGUUGGAUUUGCAAGUCACAACUGGAUUUAAACUGGCCUUUUUCUCUUUCCACUGUGUCCUGUAAGUAGCUGCUCUCUUGUCCUGCCUGUCCCCUGGGCUUCCCCAGCUCAUUCUGCAGAUGAGUUAGCAAAUUCACGUUGUAGGAGUCCAUCCUGAUGCUGACAUGAAGGCAAACGUCGGCUUUUCUCAUGUGAACGAUGUUAGAGGUUGCAAUUGGAGCAAACAGUUCCCAGACCGUUGGAGUUAACUGAAGCUAUUGCCACAAUUAAAACAAAACAAAUCAGUACGGAAUGUAUAUAAUACUGCUCUGUGUUUUACAGUAAGAUUUGUUGCUCUCAGACUGUGUAAAACAAAAUUUAUUCAUGUUUUCUGCAUAUUAAAAAAAACUUAUUGUACCAAUUGGUAAACUAUUAAAUGCAUAUAAACCGA